This is a messenger RNA of Balearica regulorum gibbericeps (East African grey crowned-crane), 1341 nucleotides long. It is a transcript of the gene FZD5, whose product is annotated as frizzled class receptor 5. Lineage: Eukaryota; Metazoa; Chordata; Aves; Gruiformes; Gruidae. Gene Ontology annotation, molecular function: Wnt-protein binding; Wnt receptor activity. Gene Ontology annotation, cellular component: plasma membrane. The record is from RefSeq and is a predicted model, not a curated record. Gene Ontology annotation, biological process: canonical Wnt signaling pathway; non-canonical Wnt signaling pathway.
AUGAGCUGCGACAGCCUGCCGGUGCUGGGGGACACCGAGGUGCUCUGCAUGGGAUACAACCGCACGGAAGCCACCACCCUACCGCCUUUCUUCGGGAAGCCCACGCACCCAGCCAAGGACACGGCCAAAAAUCUGACGCCGCUCGGCGGGCAGCGCCCCUCGGGGCUGGACUGCACCCGGACUUGCAAGUGCAAAGCGCCCCUAGUCCCCAUCUCCAAGGAGUCCCAUCCACUGUACAACCGCAUCAGGACUGGGCAGGUACCCAACUGCGCCAUCCCUUGCUACCAGCCCUACUUUACCCAGGAUGAGAAGACCUUUGCCACCUUCUGGAUUGGCCUCUGGUCCAUCCUCUGCUUCCUUUCCACCUCCACCACCGUGGCCACCUUCCUCAUCGAUAUGGAGCGCUUCAAGUACCCCGAGCGCCCCAUCAUCUUCCUCUCUGCUUGCUACCUCUUUGUCUCUGUGGGCUACAUCGUACGGCUGGUGGCAGGGCAUGCCAAUGUGGCUUGCAACCCGGAGCACCACCACAUCCACUAUGAGACCACAGGCCCUGCCCUCUGCACCGUGGUUUUCCUUCUCCUCUACUUCUUUGGCAUGGCCAGCUCCAUCUGGUGGGUUAUCUUGUCCCUCACCUGGUUCCUGGCAGCUGGCAUGAAGUGGGGCAAUGAGGCCAUUGCUAGCUAUUCGCAGUACUUCCACCUGGCUGCCUGGCUCAUCCCCAGCGCCAAAUCCAUCGCUGUACUGGCACUCAGCUCUGUGGAUGGCGACCCAGUGGCUGGGGUUUGCUAUGUGGGCAAUCAGAGCCUGGAGAACCUGCGGGGCUUUGUGCUGGCACCACUGGUGGUUUAUCUCUUCACCGGCAGCCUCUUCCUGCUGGCUGGCUUCGUCUCACUCUUUCGCAUCCGCAGCGUGAUCAAGCAGGGCGGCACCAAGACUGACAAGCUGGAAAAGCUGAUGAUCCGCAUCGGCAUCUUCACUGUGCUCUACACCGUUCCUGCCACCAUCGUCAUCGCCUGCUAUAUCUACGAGCAGCACAAUCGGGAGGCGUGGGAGCGGGCGCAGAACUGCUCCUGCCCAGGAGACCCCCACCGCCCCAAGCCCGACUAUGCCGUCUUUAUGCUCAAGUACUUCAUGUGCCUUGUGGUGGGCAUUACCUCCGGCGUCUGGAUCUGGUCUGGCAAGACGCUCGAGUCCUGGAGGCGCUUCAAAGCCCACUGCUGCCGGGCCAGGAAGCCUGCGGGCGCCUCAGUGUACAGCGAGGCCCGCCCGGCACUGGUAGGCAGGACGGUGCUGCCCAGCAUGGCCUCCUACCACAAGCAGGUCCCGCUGUCCCAUGUGUGA